This is a messenger RNA of Pseudozyma hubeiensis SY62, 1272 nucleotides long. Its product is annotated as N,N-dimethylglycine oxidase. Bases 1 to 1272 code for a protein of 423 amino acids. NCBI's taxonomy places the organism in Eukaryota, Fungi, Basidiomycota, Ustilaginomycetes, Ustilaginales, Ustilaginaceae. The transcript has a single exon. Gene Ontology annotation, cellular component: cytoplasm. The record is from RefSeq and is a predicted model, not a curated record. Gene Ontology annotation, molecular function: oxidoreductase activity.
AUGGCCGCGAAGGACGCAGACCAAGGUUUGUCUCACCUCCUCGCCAGCACUGAUCCCGCCCAACGCAUCGUCAUCAUCGGGGCGGGCAUUGUUGGCUCUUGUUUGGCUUCUAUUCUCGCGACAGAUCAACACCGCCAGCAGGAACGACGACACGUGGUGCUCAUCGAUCGAGACGUGCACGGUCUUCCAGGGUCUACAGGUCACGCACCUGGCUAUGUUGGACAAUACAACCAGAUCCCUGCCCUCACCACGCUCGCCAAACGGACAGUGAGAAAGUACCUCGAAAUCAAUGGCGGCUUCAACGUUGUUGGCGGGUUGGAAAUCGCACAGUCCGACAAAACCGCACAGUCAUUGAAGGAGCGAUGCGAGGCCGCGACUUCUGCCGGACUCAACGCAAAGAUGAUCAGUGCCGAUGAUGCGCUCAGCAAAGCACCAUUCUUUAUCAAGGCAGGAGGCGCAAAGGAAGCAUUAUGGUUCGAGAAGGACGGCACGGCAAAUGCGCAGCUCAUUGCCCGGCACGAGCAACGACGUGCCAAGCAGCACCGCGCCUUGCUCAUCGAUGCUGAUGUCAAGUCCGUCGCCUCAAAGCUGGUGGUGCUCGCCGAUGGCACGAGGGUCGAAACGGCCAAGGUCGUUCUGUGCACCGGUAUCUGGACACGCGCGCUGUUGCCUUCGCUGCCGAUCGUUCCUGUUGCGCAUCCGUACUGCUACACGGCACAACGCAGCGAGCCAAGAGCUAUCAAGACCCCUUUCGUUCGCUACCCAGAGGCCCAUGUCUACGUUCGCGAUCAUGGUUUGCGGGAUGGCAUCGGUUCUUAUGCUCACGACCCUAUUGCUGUUGCCAACUCGCAGCUGACGCAGUCGGCAUAUGGAGAGUGGCACACCGCGUUUGAGCCUAUUCUUCGGGAUGCACUGGCACUGCUUCCCUCCGAGACGAGUGAUACCUUCUCGGUCAGUCCCGCCAAUGUUGGGCACGAUCGCGUCUUCAAUGGCAUUUUCAGUGUCACUCCAGACGGCAUGCCUCUUGUCGGAAAGGUCAAGCAUCACGAAGGGGUCUAUGUCGCAUCUGCGGUAUGGGUCACGCACGCCGCUGGAUGUGCUCGGCUCAUUGCUGAUGUACUGAACGAAUGCGUUGCCGAAGGGGAUCGAUGGUUGGUCAAGCAGCUCGAUCCUCACAGAUUCGACGAGAGAGAUGCCACUGAACUCGAGAAACAAGCACUGGGAACGUACAACGACAUCUACAACAAGAAUGCUCAGCAGCAUCGACAGUGA